Arabidopsis thaliana (thale cress) is the source of this 949-nucleotide messenger RNA. RefSeq lists its product as uncharacterized. The record is from RefSeq and is marked reviewed. The transcript is spliced from 6 exons. The coding region runs from base 115 to 531 and encodes 138 amino acids. NCBI's taxonomy places the organism in Eukaryota, Viridiplantae, Streptophyta, Magnoliopsida, Brassicales, Brassicaceae.
UCUGUGUUGUCGAACAGAGGAGACGUACAACGAACCAACAACCUACGAAGUACGAAACACUCAGAAAGAAGGAGAAGAAAAAUCCAUAAAUAAUUCUCGUUUUAUGAUCUUUUAAUGUCUGCAACAAUGGCGGAUUCAGGAAAGGAGAUCGGAUCCAGAUGUCAUCACUGCGCAGGCCCUCUUACGAAAAAUCUGGAAACCAACGAAUGGACUGUGGCUCCGUUUAUCAGGGAUAGCUUCUCUAUGAUUGGAUCAGCUGUUGGUGGUACUGCAAGUGCUUUCAUUGGGUUUCACCAUGUAAUGCCGAUUGUACGCAAGUGGAUCAAAGGACCCAUGUGGUUGCAUUUUCUUGUUGGUGCUCCACCUGUGAUAGUUGUUUCAUCAGCCUGUGCUGGACUUGCAGGUGGCGCUGUACCGGCUUUAGCACAGCUUGCAUCGUCGUCUUAUCAUGCGGCUGUUCAUUCAUCUCAGCCACCACAAGGGCAAGAUAAGAACCAAUUGCACAAUUCCUCUACCAUUUCUCCUUUGUAGAUGUUACACAGCUCUCUUCUCUUGCUCUUUCCAUGUGUAUAAAGAUUCAACUUUGUUUCCUUUGGACAAAAUGAGAGAUCAAAUUGUCUGAAGAUCCAGGUUUGCCACUUGACACUUUUGAGGGUAUACAAAACUUAAUGCAGAAACGUGAUUAGACACAGAUUAAUCUGUAUUACGAAUUCAAAUUUAGUGCUAAACAAGCUUCAACCUAUAAUAUGGCAAGCAGACGUCGUGAAAUUUACUGUGUAUCUCGGUGCUAAUUUUGUAAACUUGUUAAGAAACAACUAGUUUUAUUAUCCCGUACUUUUUAUUAAAGAUUUUUUAUUACGUGGUAAUAAUAUUUGUUAAGCUUUUUUAGUUUGCUUGUUUCGUAAUCUCUUUUUGACGGUUUACUUUUUGAUUCUUGAGAUACAAGAAC